Molecule: messenger RNA, 3027 nt
Organism: Prunus persica (peach)
Lineage: Eukaryota; Viridiplantae; Streptophyta; Magnoliopsida; Rosales; Rosaceae
Product: auxin efflux carrier component 2
Exons: 6
Coding region: 873-2822 (649 amino acids)
Biological process (GO): auxin polar transport; auxin export across the plasma membrane
Cellular component (GO): plasma membrane; endoplasmic reticulum
Molecular function (GO): auxin efflux transmembrane transporter activity
Source: RefSeq, a predicted model, not a curated record
CUUCAAACAUGGUAAAUGCAGAUGAGCAAAAUCCAGCUGACAGAUCUUUAUUGCUACCGCGGAUCACUGAAACUUGCUCAAAACAUGUGCACCAACGUCUGCAGUGGCGCUUGCUAAGCUUUCUCUCUUCUGCAACACUGCAACACUGCAACACGCACACAAUGCCUCUAUAAUCUCUCACUCGUUUUUAUUGACAAUGUUUCCAAUUUGCAUUACUUUAUUUUCCACAAGUUAUAUAGAUGCCUUUUUAUGUAUUAAACAAAAAAGAAAGAAAAAAGAAAAAAGAAAGAUAUAUAUAUAUAUAUAUAUAUUAGCAGCUAGCUAUGUAUAUAUAAUAUAUAUGUACACAAACUUGCAUGUAAAAACUAUUCCCUUUUUAUUUUGUGGUCAGAAUAAUCUGCCCCAGCCACCGUUUUCAUUACAAGAAGAUACUCACUCUCACUCACUCUCUCUCUCUCUCUCUCUCUCUCUCUCUCUCUCUCUCUCUCACACACACACACACACACACACAAACGCUCGACAGUCUCUGAUUAAAAAACAAUUUUCCUCUUGAUCUCUUGUCGACAUUGUUCGAGCAUCAACCCCACCAUUUCUCUGUUACUAUAAUUAAUCCAAGUUCUUGCAUGUUUUUUAUUAUUAUUUUUUAAUUUUUAUGAAAAAAACAAACAAAACCUUUCUCUAUAAGAGCACACAAACAACCAUAUCAUUCUUCCUCUCCAUCUCUCUCUCUCUCUCUCUCUCUCUCUCUCUCUCUCUCUCUAACCUCCCCAUGAAAAAACCACAAAUUAAGCCUUCCUCCACCCAAUUCUCACUAUAAACAACAAAACCCAUCUCCUCAUUUUGGAGAAAAUAAAGCCAGAAAACCAGUAACCAUGAUCACUGGCAAGGACAUAUACGAUGUUUUUGCAGCCAUAGUCCCUUUAUACGUGGCUAUGAUCUUAGCCUACGGUUCCGUCCGGUGGUGGAAAAUCUUCACCCCGGACCAAUGCUCCGGCAUAAAUCGCUUCGUGGCCGUUUUCGCCGUCCCAUUGCUCUCCUUCCACUUCAUCUCCUCCAACGACCCUUACGCCAUGAACUACCAGUUUAUCCUCGCCGACUCCCUCCAAAAAGUCGUCAUCCUCACCGCCCUCUUCCUUUGGCAAGCCUUCUCCAAACGCGGCAACCUCGAGUGGAUGAUCACGCUUUUCUCCCUCUCCACCCUCCCCAACACCCUCGUCAUGGGCAUCCCGCUGCUCAAAGCCAUGUACGGCGACUUCUCCGGCACCUUGAUGGUUCAGAUUGUUGUUUUGCAGAGCGUGAUCUGGUACACUCUCAUGCUCUUCAUGUUCGAGUACCGCGGCGCCAAGCUCUUGAUCUCCGAGCAGUUCCCGGAGACUGCAGCUUCGAUCACGUCGUUCAGAGUUGACUCCGACGUUGUUUCACUCAACGGCCGAGAGCCGCUGCAAACAGACGCGGAGAUCGGCGACGACGGGAAGCUUCACGUGGUGGUGAAGCGGUCCAGUGCUUCGUCUAUGGUGUCGUCCUUCAACAAGUCACACGGGUUGAACUCGCUGACUUCGAUGACCCCGCGGGCUUCGAAUCUCACGGGAGUGGAGAUUUACUCGGUGCAGUCCUCCCGUGAACCGACGCCGCGGGCGUCCAGCUUCAACCAAACGGAUUUUUACGCCAUGUUUAAUGCCAGCAAGGCCCCGAGCCCCAAGCACGGCUACACAAACAGUUUCCAAGGUGGAUUCGGGGACGUUUAUUCAGUGCAGUCUUCGAAAGGGGUGACGCCGAGGACUUCAAAUUUUGAUGAGGAGGCGUUGAAGAUGAGUACUAGUAAUAAGAAGAGGGGGGCGAGGAGUAUGAGCGGUGAGAUCUUCAAUGGUGGUAUGGUCUCUUCGUACCCUCCUCCAAACCCGAUGUUUUCCGGGUCUACCAGUGGUGGGCCGAAGAAGAAAGACAGUGGAGGUGGCGGUGGAGGCGGUGGUGGUGGUAGUGGUGGGGCAGCGCCUAAUAAAGAGCUUCACAUGUUUGUUUGGAGUUCGAGUGCAUCGCCAGUUUCUGAAGGGAAUCUUAGACAUGCAGUAAAUCGAGCUGCUUCCACUGACUUUGGGGUAAUUGAUCCUUCCAAGGCUGCAGCUCUUCAUCAACAUGAAACUGCUGCUUCAAAAGGUAUGCAUGAGUUAAUUGAGAAUAUGAGUCCUGGGAGGAAAAUGAGUGGAGAUAGGGAGCUUGAGACAGAAGAAGGAUCCAAGUUUCCACCAAGUGCUUCGCCGUACAGUAGUUGCCAGAAGAAGGUGGACAUGGAAGGAGGUGUAGCCAAGAAGCACCAAAUGCCUCCUGCCAGUGUCAUGACUAGACUUAUACUCAUCAUGGUCUGGAGAAAGCUCAUUAGAAACCCCAACACCUACUCCAGCCUUCUUGGCGUGGCCUGGUCUCUCAUAUCAUACAAGUGGCACAUCAAAAUGCCAACAAUUGUAAGUGGAUCCAUAUCAAUCUUAUCUGAUGCUGGUUUGGGAAUGGCUAUGUUCAGUCUCGGAUUAUUCAUGGCUUUACAACCAAAGAUCAUAGCUUGUGGAAAAUCUGUUGCAACAUUUGCAAUGGCUGUUAGGUUUUUAACAGGCCCAGCAGUGAUUGCUGCAACCUCUAUUGCUGUUGGUCUUCGGGGAGUUCUUUUACAUGUUGCAAUAGUUCAGGCUGCUCUUCCUCAAGGCAUUGUUCCCUUUGUAUUUGCCAAGGAAUACAAUGUCCACGCAGACAUACUUAGCACUGCGGUCAUUUUUGGAAUGCUGGUUGCCUUGCCCAUAACAAUUCUCUAUUAUUUUCUUCUUGGGCUUUAGUUUCUAUAUUUCCAAGUCAGGCUUAGGUGGAUGAUCAAAUGCAUGCCAUUGGAUUCAGUGUUCAACAAAUUAUUUAAUUUUGCUCCUUCAUGUUAGUAUUAUAUUAUUUUGUUAUCUUACUGAUUAGAUAGAAAUUCAGCAAUAGAUUAGAGCUUAUAAAUCUAGAGAAGGAUUUUUAUUUUCAUUUUUAUAACUUUCUUUUUUC